Symbiodinium sp. CCMP2592 is the source of this 1881-nucleotide messenger RNA. The record is from the annotation of a GenBank genome assembly. NCBI's taxonomy places the organism in Eukaryota, Dinophyceae, Suessiales, Symbiodiniaceae.
AUGAAGCUGUGGCUGGCAAUCCUUCAGGUCGUGGUUGCCCUUGAGGAGAAUUGCCUCUUGCAAAGCCAUCCAGUCGAGAAAGAUGGGGAGCAUCUCUCAGAGGACAGGGACCACGCGCUUGCACCAAAGGCGAAGGAGGUGGGAGCCGAGCCGGCUGAGGCGCGCCAAGAAAUGAUUUCCAGCUCAUGGGGCGACGAAAGAGAGAUCCUGCAGGAGUAUUGGCAAGUAAUGCAUGUGAACUGCUACCCUGGUCGUGGUGCUUCUAACGGUGGACUUGAGCAUGAACAAGGGAAGAAAGGGGACGCAGUCCAUUGCGCACACAACUGCUAUCACAUGGAUCAUUGCAAAGGCUACGUUCAUUUCUCCGCCCAUGGAGGGCAGUGCUUCUUGCUGUCGUGGAUAUCACAAGACCCUAUCGCUGACUGCGAUCUUGGGCAGAUUGGAACGGAAAGCUGGCAGUUUGAUACGUUUGUUAAGAAGCCGAGAUCCACGGAUUGGGUUCUCGACCAUUUCUACCCUUUGAGGCACGUGAACUGCUAUAACGGUCGCGGGGCUUGGAACGGAGGGCUUGAACAGUACCAGGGGAUCCAAGGAACCCCGAGCUCCUGUGGACACCAGUGUUUCAACUUGAGGAACGACUGCAAUGGCUACGUGUUCUUUGAUGCUCAUGGAGGUCAGUGCUUCCUUCUCAAGCAUAUCUCCGCCGGACCUGUGGGUGAAUGCGAGGUUGGGAGACAGGGGGCCUUCGAAGAUGCGUGGAAGCAGUGGAUGCGCACAGAGGGCUCGAAGAGCCUUGACAUGCUCACGGCCAGCCGCUUGAAGCUGAGAGAUGUGCUCCAGCUGCCAGGAGCUGAAGAUGAACAAGAAGUACACGCGGCACUGCUCGCAGCCCAAGUGAUGUUCGGAGGCGCCGGCAGCUUGAAGCUCCUUUGUCUGGAAGGCAGACAACAUCUUGACGCUUUCCUUUCCCGGCUUGGCCCGAAGCACGCCAGCCUGGUCACCCGGUACGGCGUUCGAACGCGAGAGCUUGUGGAAUCGCAGUUUCGGAUCGUGACCGGGUCGAAGGAGCGAGAUCGCUGGCUGAUCCGGGAGGCCGUUGCCGGGCCUCUACUGCUGGCCCUGGUGGCGUUGUGCCUGGACGGGGCAUUGGCACCUCUUCGCAGCGAUGUGGUGCUCUUCACCGGGCGGCUUUUGAAGACGCUGGGCAUCGCCAUCUCCUUUCUGGGAGGUGCAUUCAUGAUCUGUUACGGUCAGCCUGUUCAUAGCCCUGGCUUUGCGGGCAACAUCUUGCUUCUGCUGAACUGCCUCGGCACGUCGCUCUACGUCAUCCUUGGAAAGUUCGCCAUGGACAGGUAUCCAUCGCUGUCGAUAACAGCGUGGUCCUACAUCAAUGCUUCUGUCAUGAUGGCGAUCGCCGCAGGCAGUCUGAACACUCAGUGCUGGUUCAUCGAAUUCGUGUGCCCGCCGAACGAGGGCAGCACCGCGCAGUGCGGCACAAAACCCACUUCCUGCACCGCAUGGUCAGUCCCGCCAGAGGCCGUUUUGCCAUUGGUGUACUGGAUUCUCUUCAACAGCAUGGCUGCCUAUUUCUUGAUUACAUGGGCGAAUCGGUAUGCGCGUGCGGGCUACGUUCUCGCCUAUACCGCGCUGCAGCCCUUUACAAGUACAGUCCUCACUGCUGCCUUGGUGGUCUCGGGACGGUUCCCGUCCCUGAGCCUCCCGGGCUGGAACGCCUUGGGCGGCUUGGGCGUCGUGGCUGGCAUGCUGUGCAUCCUUUGGGACGGCAAGAAACAACACGAGCACGACACUGCACGGCAGGAGCGCGAGGUUCCACUCAACCAGGCGCAUCAGGUCCUGCCAGACGUCUGUGAGCCUUCCUGA